AUGAGCAGCAGUGGGUCCCCACCUGCCCCCAUGCAGCUGUGCUAUGAGAACGUAAACGGAUCCUGUGUGAAAUCUCCCUACUCACCUGGACCCCGGGUGGUUCUAUACUCCGUGUUUGGCAGUGGGGCUGUGCUGGCCGUGUUUAGAAACUUCCUGGUGAUGACUUCAAUCCUUCAUUUCAAGCAGCUACAUUCUCCAACCAGUUUUCUCAUUGCCUCCCUGGCCUGCGCUGACUUUUUGGUGGGAGUGAUUGUGAUGCCCAUCAGCAUGGUCAGGUCCGUGGAGAGCUGCUGGUACUUUGGGGAGAGGUUUUGCACUUUCCACACGUGCUGCGAUGUGGCCUUUUGCUACUCUUCUCUCUUCCACUUGUGCUUCAUCGCCAUCGACAGGUACAUUGCUGUUACUGACCCUCUGGUCUAUCCUACCAAGUUCACAGUGUCCGUGUCAGGAAUAUGCAUCAGCCUCUCCUGGGUCCUGCCCAUGGUGUACAGUGGUGCUGUGUUCUUCACAGGUGGGAAUGACGAGGGGCUAAGUGCCCUCAACUGCAUAGAUGGUUGUCAGACUGUUGUAAAUCAAAACUGGGUGUUGAUAGAUUUUCUGUCCUUCUUUACUCCUACUCUUGUUAUGUUAAUUCUCUACAGUAAUAUUUUUCUAGUGGCCAGACAACAGGCUAAAAAGAUUGAAACUACUAGUAGCAAAACAGAGUCAUCAUCAGAGAAUUACAAAGCCAGAGUGGCCAAGAGAGAGAGAAAAGCAUCUAAGACCCUGGGUAUCACUGUAAUAACAUUCAUGAUUUCAUGGUUACCAUACAGUAUUGAUUCACUGAUUGAUGCUUAUAUGGGCUUCAUAACUCCUGCCUAUAUUUAUGAGAUUUGCUGUUGGUGUGCUUAUUAUAACUCAGCCAUGAACCCUUCGAUUUAUGCUCUCUUUUACCCUUGGUUUAGGAAAGCUGUAAAACUGAUUGAGGGUCGAGUUUUAAAGGACCAUUCAGCAACUAUGAACUUAUUUUGUGAACAAAUGUAA
Molecule: messenger RNA, 1023 nt
Organism: Orycteropus afer afer
Lineage: Eukaryota; Metazoa; Chordata; Mammalia; Tubulidentata; Orycteropodidae
Product: trace amine-associated receptor 6-like
Biological process (GO): G protein-coupled receptor signaling pathway
Cellular component (GO): membrane
Molecular function (GO): trace-amine receptor activity
Source: RefSeq, a predicted model, not a curated record